AGUUUCUAAAGGUCGAUAAAGGUAUAGAAUAAGAAAGGAAAAAAAAAUAUCUGCAAAAACUGAGCAAAUAUUUGAGGGAAAUCAAAAAAAUUUUUGAAGGAAAUGAACAAUUUUAACCGACGGAAACUUGGAAUAAUAAUCAAUAAAAUUCGUUUUUUGGAGAAAAAUUUAAAAUUGUUUUUAUUGUUAUAACUGAUAUAUAAAAUUUCUUGAAAUAAAAAUGCAAUGAAUGAAAAUUACGAUUUUUAUCAUCAUCAUCAUCAUCAAUAUAAAAAUGAAACAACAACAUCUAGUGUACAAUUGAGACUGUUAAUAAAAAAUAUAAGCAAAAUGUAUCGUGUAAAAAAUUAUACGGAAAUAUUUCGUAAAUUUAACAUAACUGAUGAGGAUAUUGACUAUAUAAGCAAUAUGGGUUAUCCAAAUGAGACAAAUGAUGAUGAUGAGAUGAGUGUGACAACAACAACGCAAACAGAUUGUUAUUGUAGUGGUGUUGCAAGAGAUUUAGCAAUAUCAUAUAAAGCUUAUCAUGGCUAUGUGGCACUUGUGGUUUGUGUAUUUGGUACAGUGGCAAAUAUUUUGAACAUUAUGGUACUGACCCGAAAAGAUAUGGUUGUUGCACCAAUCAACAGAAUACUAACGGGUCUUGCCAGUGCAGAUAUGCUUGUAAUGGUUGAAUAUAUACCAUUUGCAAUUUAUGUUUAUCUUGUUUUGCCGGAGAAUAAAAUUUUUCCUUAUGGCUGGGCAGUAUUUGUAUUAUUUCAUAUGCAUUUCUCACAUGUUUUACAUACAAUCAGUAUUGCUCUUACUCUCACAUUGGCUGUCUGGAGAUAUAUUGCCAUUCGAUUCCCACAAUAUAAUCACUGUUGGUGCACAGCUGCUCGAUGUCGUUUGGCACUCUGGUGUAGUUUUUUGGUUCCUAUUAUUGUCUGUUCUCCAGCUUAUCUAAUUUUUGGAAUAAGAAGGCAACGUGAACAAGGAACAAAAGAAAUUCUUUAUCAUGUCGAUGCAAAUUAUUCCGGUGGUAGAAAUGGAUUUCUCUAUCAAUUAAAUUUCUGGGUGAUUAGUGUAUUUGUCAAACUUUUGCCUUGUGUUAUAAUGACCAUUAUCAGUUGUUGGUUGGUAAAAGCUCUCUACAGGGCAAAGGGCAGAAAGCAAGUCUUGAGAGGCUACAGUCCAUGUGCAGCAACGAAUGGUAUUUCUUCGCGUAGGGCAAGUAAAUCGGAAAGAAGAGCUGACAGAACGACAAAAAUGUUGGUCGCUGUUCUUUUAUUAUUUUUAGUUACUGAAAUUCCCCAAGGUAUUCUUGGACUUUUGUCUAGUGUAUUAGGCGAUUGUUUCUUUAGAAAUUGUUAUCAUAAUUUUGGUGAAAUAAUGGAUAUACUCGCUCUUAUUAAUGGUGCAAUUAAUUUUAUUUUAUAUUGUUCAAUGUCACGACAAUUUCGUACAACAUUCGGUCAACUUUUUAAACCACGAAUUAUUAAAAAAUGGCAUCCAACAUCACAACAAACGGAAGUUCAUAGUACUUUUGUAUGAAUUUAUUUUAUUUUUUUACACAUUCUCGUGUUUUUUUUUUUAAAUGUUAAAAUUUACUCUGUUUUUUUUCGUAUUGAUAAUAAUUGUAAUAAUUUUAAUUAAUUGAUAAUUAAAAUUAUUAAUUUAAAAUUAAUUUCUAUUAAAAGUGAUAGUUUUUUUUACACGAAGUAAUAAGGAAAAAUAUGUUAAUAUUUUGAAAAAGGUGUGUAAAAAAAAAAAAAUGUUUUCGCUUAACUCUUCGAAAUUAAAAUGUAAGAGAUAAAAUUUCUUGCAACGAAACUUUUUCCUCUUGAAUACAAAUCAUUUGGUAAAUUUUUAUUAUAAUUAUUUUAUUAAUUUUUUUUUUUAUUUUAUUUGCGUUCUUUUUUUAUUAUUUAAAAGAAACUAAUAAAUUAUCGUAUAAUGAAAAAAUAAAAAAAAAAAUGAAAAUAAAUGUCAACAGAUUUAUUAUUAUUGUGACAACUUAGAAAAUUUUCGACAACUUUAAAAGGUGUUUGUCGUAAUGGAGAAGUUUCGGGUACAAGUUUCUAGUGUUAAUAUUUUACUUUCCUCUCUAAAGUCAAACUUGAAAGUUUUAAAACAUCCCCAUCUCUUAGUCUUCAGUUUCUGAAAAUAUUUACUCUUAUUAUAUACUGAUUUCAUAUUGAAGUUAUCUUUAUAAAUUAAAACUAUAAAUUUUCCCUCACUAAUUUUUAUAAUCAAAUUACGAGCAAAAAAAAUGAAAUUUUUUUCCAGAAUUUAUUCACUGUUUUUUUUUUGUUUAGUUUUUAUAAUAUUUUUAUAAUAUAAUUUUGUUAAAGAAGAAUUUUGAAUAUUAGUUUUUAUUCAAUAUCAAUCAAAGAUUGAUAUUUUCUAAAACUCUAAAAGACUUUGGUACUUUAACACACGUUGCCCUUCGGACAAAUUAUAUUGUAAAAGGUAGUGGAUCCCUUCCUUACCUCACUAUUAUUCAGUGAGUUGGUUGAGAUCCCAUAUUAAUCAGAACAAUUGGUUAGGAAUAUUUGAAAUAAAAGAUCAAACAAAUAUUUAAUUAAUUGAAUAUAAAUAUAUAUUGUGUAACAACUCAAAUAAUACAAUAUUACAGUCUUCUGUAAUCUAAUACAAUUUACGUGUGAAUGAAUGUAUGUGUAAUAAUGUUGUGUGUGUGUUAUGUUAAGAGUUUCUGAACUCUUACGUAUAUUUACCUCUGGAAUCUCCUCAGAUUGAUGUCCUUCAAAAUAAUCGACGUAUCUCAAAUCAAGUAUUUAAUUAACUCUUCAAUUUAUUUCAAUUAUCUUAUAUUCUCUUUUUCAAACAAUCUCAAAACUCAAUAUGUACUAUAAACUUUAUUUUCUCAUUUACUAUUUAAUUUUCACUCUCAAUUUCAAAACUAAGUGAUUCUCAAAAACUCAUUUCGUGUAUCCUUUUAAUCAAAUUCAAUAUUAUAUUCUCUUUUUCAAAAUCACAAUUAUUCAAUAUCUCUUUUAAAUACUCUUUAAAAUAAAUAGAUCUUUAUCUCUUUAAAAUACUCAAACUCUAAUACUCUUUAAAUAAUCUCACUUCAAAAAUCACAACUCAAAUAAAAACUCAGUGAUAAACUCAAAACAGGAACAACCUCGAACCAGAGGUUUGUUCUAAAAGUCUCUCAACUCCGAGACUCAAACUCCAACUCAAAACUCUCUAAUAACUCCGAGCUCCACUCUGAGCUCAACCUCCUCUCUCACUCUCAACUCCUAACUCCCUAACUCACUGACACUCCUUGUGUCUACUGGUUUUAUUGAGCUGAUUUUUGGUGGGAAAAAGUAUGUUUUAUUUAGUAAUUUAUUGUUACCAAUGUUCUUUAUUGCAACCUUGCAAUAUUGGGGUAGUAUUCCAGUUCAUUUUGUACUGACAUACGUUGGAUGCAGCAAUCUUUAUUGCGCCAUCCUUUGUUUCUUGAAUUAAUUUAGUUCACUUAGUUUCUCAAUUUUAUCAUGAAUUUUAAAUAGGUCUUCUUUAUAAUUUAGGUUAUUAAUUGAAAGUUAAUAUUUAAUAUAUAAUUAUUUGGACAUCUCUCAGAGAUUCUAAAGGCAUUUCUUGUAAUGUUUAUGAAGUGUUACUUGUUUGUGUUGCAUAAUGUGUCCUCUUUUUCGAGUAUUGUAUUAAUGAAUUAUUAAUAAUGUUAAUAAUUUAUUAAUAAGAAGUUACGAAAUUCAUACGUA
Molecule: messenger RNA, 3713 nt
Organism: Leptopilina boulardi
Lineage: Eukaryota; Metazoa; Arthropoda; Insecta; Hymenoptera; Figitidae
Product: G-protein coupled receptor dmsr-1
Exons: 5
Coding region: 226-1533 (435 amino acids)
Biological process (GO): G protein-coupled receptor signaling pathway
Cellular component (GO): membrane
Molecular function (GO): G protein-coupled peptide receptor activity
Source: RefSeq, a predicted model, not a curated record